AUGUCUCACCGCAGAGUCAAAGACAUCGCCUAUGACGACGACGACGUCUACGACCAAUAUGAUGAUGACGAAGGCGAAGAAGAGUUGACCGAGGAGGACAAAGAGCAAAUGCGCCAGGGUACCAUAAAGGUCAGGGAAGCGCUGAGUCCCGAGUACUCCAACAUUUCGAACAAGCAGAUAGAGGAGGCGCUCUGGAACUACUACUACGACAUCGCCAAGUCCGUCACCUAUCUGAAGAGUGAGACGUCCUCAAGUCCAUCUCCCGCCGCUCCCGUUGACGCCCGCAUAGACGCCCACAAGCCCGCGCAACCCAAGAAGCCCAAGCAGCCCUCUCGCUUCGACCAGGCAGCAGGAGCCGCUUCCGCGACGCAGCCGAAGAAAGCCACUGACCCCUCUGUGGCCUUCCCGUUACCCAUGUUCCUUCCGACCAUGCGCACUGGUCAGUCGUCUGCGGAUUUCUUUUCCGAUACUCCUUGGCUCAACGUUCCCGCCCAUCGUCAAGGGAGGCUAUCGGAGGCAUAUACGGCUCCACGGGGUUAUCUGCUGGGUGGUUCAUCCAAGCCUUCGAAGCUGGCUGCUUUGGCUGCUGCUCGCAAGAAGAAGCAAGAGGAGGCCAAGGCGACCACGUCUGGAUCAACUGGCCAUGUGGGAGAGCCAGCUUCGGAUAAGGCCAUCGCCCUCUUGGACAGGCUCAAGACAAAGACCGAGGCGCCACCUGAGGGACAGUCUUCCGAAUCGAGCAUACUCACGGAGAAGACAAACACGGAUGGGGAAGCCAAAGCGCAAACAACACACCGAGCAUAUCCCACUCGUAGGAAAAAAAGCCCCAGCCCUGCCCGUGAGGAGCCAGUCAGCCAGCCCGAACUCCAGCCAGAGCCAGAGGAACAGCCAGCCGCCAAAAGGGUCAAACUCGAGGACGUUUUGGGCGCCCCGUCCACCUUUGCGAGUUCAAUGUUUGGUCCCAGGCCCGGAGGACAGCUCGAUAAUCCCAUGUUUAUGUUGCCGUACACGUCGUACCCGGAGUAUGCUAAAGCCAAACCCUUCGCAGGUCCAAGCCCAGAUGAUGUCGUUUUGAACGCACAGACGAAAGGUGCCAAUAAGAAGCAAACUCAAGCGAAGGACUCCAAGUCUAAGGAUGAGGCCGGCGGCCUUGCCGAAGGUGUAGAGGGGAUUAAGAUCGACGAGGCUCCACGGGUGAAGAGCAAGAACCUGAAUGUCCUUGAGGAGUACGAAAAGUCGAAUAUGAAGAAGUCGGCGAACUUUGUCGUCAUCGGCCACGUCGACCAUGGCAAGAGUACUCUUAUGGGCCGUUUGCUGUAUGACCUCAAGGUCAUUGACCAGCGCUCUGUGGAUAAGCUGCGGAAAGAAGCACAAAAUAUCGGCAAGUCCUCGUUCGCAUUAGCCUGGGUGAUGGACGAAACGUCAGAGGAACGGUCGCGAGGCGUUACCGUCGAUAUUGCAACCAACACCUUCGAGACGGAGAAGACGAGGUUCACGAUUCUCGACGCGCCAGGCCACAAGGACUUCGUGCCGAACAUGAUCGCAGGAGCAAGUCAGGCGGACUUUGCGGUGCUCGUCAUUGACGCCAGCACUAACAGUUUCGAAUCCGGUCUGAGAGGGCAAACGAAGGAGCACGCGCUACUUGCUCGUAGCAUUGGCGUCCAGCGACUCAUUGUCGCCGUCAACAAAAUGGACACCACCUCGUGGUCAAAGGAGCGCUUCGAUGAGAUCUCCCAACAAAUGUCCGCGUUCCUCACGACGGCCGGCUUCCAGGCCAAGAACAUUGCCUUCGUCCCGUGCGCCGGUCUCACCGGUGAGAACAUUGUCCAACCCGCACCCACGGAACUCGCCUCCUGGUACAGCGGGCCCACCCUCGUCCAAGAACUGGAGGCUUCGGAGCCCAGCAAACGCGCCAUCGACAAGCCGCUCCGCCUCACCGUCGGCGACGUCUUCCGCGGCGGCAUCACGAACCCGCUGUCCAUCUCCGGGCGCAUCGACUCGGGCAGCCUCCAGGUCGGCGACCAGCUCGUCGUCAUGCCCUCGGCCGAGACGGCCUUCAUCAAGGGCAUCGAAAUCGACAACAACACGGGCGAGCCCGCCGACUGGGCCGUGGCCGGCCAGAUCGUCACGCUGCACCUCGCCGAGAUCGACCCGCAGCACCUGCGCGUCGGCGACAUCGUCUGCCACGCGUCGUCGCCGAUCAGGAACAUCCGCUCCUUCACCUGCAAGAUCCUCGCGUUCGAGCACGUCACGCCCAUGUACGUCGACGUGCUCAAGGGCCGCCUGAACGUCAGCGCGCGCGUGACGAGGCUCGAGGCCGUGCUGGACAAGGCGAGCGGCGAGGUGGCGAAGAAGAGGCCGAGGAUCGUGCAGCCGGGCGCGGUGGCGAGGGUCGUGGUCGAGCUGACGCAGGCGGUGCCGCUGGAGCCGCCGUCGAGGGUCGUGUUGAGGAGUGAGGGGAACACGGUUGCGGCUGGGUUGUUGGAGAGUACGGCUUCGUGA
Molecule: messenger RNA, 2502 nt
Organism: Diplodia corticola
Lineage: Eukaryota; Fungi; Ascomycota; Dothideomycetes; Botryosphaeriales; Botryosphaeriaceae
Product: elongation factor tu gtp binding domain-containing protein
Exons: 6
Coding region: 1-2502 (833 amino acids)
Biological process (GO): translation
Molecular function (GO): GTPase activity; GTP binding
Source: RefSeq, a predicted model, not a curated record